UCCUCUCUCUCUCUCUCUCUCUCUCUCUCUCUCUCUAAAAGAGCAGCACACUACUGCAGAAUCGUCACUCUUCGAUCACAACCGUUCCGUACUCCUCUACUAAACACACGUUUCUCUCCGUGAGCUAGUCGGCUUCAACAAUGGCGACUCUAAUGCAGAAAAUCAAGGACAUCGAAGAUGAGAUGGCCAGGACUCAAAAGAACAAGGCUACUGCCCAUCACUUGGGUUUACUGAAGGCUAAACUUGCAAAGUUAAGGAGAGACCUACUUGAGCCCACAACAAAAGGUGGUGGUGGUGCUGGUGAAGGUUUUGACGUCACUAAAAGUGGAGAUGCAAGGGUUGGCUUGGUGGGUUUCCCUUCUGUUGGGAAAUCUACUCUACUGAAUAAACUGACUGGGACUUUUUCAGAGGUUGCUUCCUAUGAAUUCACUACCUUGACUUGCAUUCCAGGUGUGAUUGUCUAUCGAGGUGCAAAAAUUCAGCUGUUGGAUCUCCCUGGAAUUAUUGAGGGUGCAAAGGACGGUAAGGGUAGAGGAAGACAGGUUAUCAGUACUGCUAGGACAUGCAAUUGCAUUAUAAUUGUUCUAGAUGCAAUAAAGCCAAUAACGCACAAACGACUUAUUGAGAAAAGAAUUCACAAUGCUGAUAUCACUCUUAGGUUUGAUGCAACUGCCGAUGAUCUCAUAGAUGUAAUUGAAGGCAGUAGGGUAUACAUGCCUUGCAUCUAUGCUGUGAACAAGAUUGAUCAGAUUACUCUUGAAGAACUUGAGAUUUUGGAUAAACUUCCUCACUACUGUCCAGUCAGUGCUCACCUAGAGUGGAACCUUGAUGGUUUGCUGGAGAAGAUAUGGGAGUAUCUCAAUUUAACUCGCAUAUACACGAAACCUAAAGGGAUGAAUCCAGAUUAUGAAGAUCCUGUGAUCCUAUCAUCUAAGACGAGGACGGUUGAGGAUUUCUGUGAGCGAAUUCAUAAAGAUUUCAUCAAACAAUUCAAGUAUGCUCUGGUUUGGGGGUCUAGCGCGAAACACAAGCCCCAAAGAGUUGGAAAGGAGCAUCUGCUUGAAGAUGAGGAUGUUGUUCAGAUCAUCAAAAAGGUGUGAUGCGGCAGGAACUCAGAAAUUGUGCAACCUUCGCAUCAUGAUCUCGAUUAUGGGACUACAGCUUUUGAGACUCAUCGCUUGUACUUUUCAGAGUAUACAGCACUCUUUUUGUAAGUUCUAUUAGUCGUAAGGGUAGGCAAAGUUUAAGGCGGCUUGUUAAGUUUAAUCAGGGUAUCUUACUGCACCUUUUUUGUGAUCAAGCUAUUCUGGGUAGUAUGUUCUCUGUGGAUACUAAUGAAUAUCGUCUACUAUGAGAUUGAAAUACUUGCGCGUAUAUGAAAUGAACCAUCUAACUUUUCUUAUUAUGAUCUGUAGUUCGUUGAUAUGAGUUAGCAACAACUUGGGUUUUUAUUUUCUUGACAGAAAAAACUUGGGGUAUUUGCCUUGCUCCACUUCAUGAGUUCCUAUAAUAGCCAUACCAUAUAUUGCUCCUUAAAUGGGAGUUUCAUUAGGGAUUGGGGCCAUUC
Fragaria vesca subsp. vesca is the source of this 1567-nucleotide messenger RNA. Its product is annotated as developmentally-regulated GTP-binding protein 1-like. Gene Ontology annotation, molecular function: GTP binding; GTPase activity. Gene Ontology annotation, cellular component: cytoplasm. Gene Ontology annotation, biological process: cytoplasmic translation. Bases 141 to 1100 code for a protein of 319 amino acids. The record is from RefSeq and is a predicted model, not a curated record. The transcript is spliced from 10 exons. NCBI's taxonomy places the organism in Eukaryota, Viridiplantae, Streptophyta, Magnoliopsida, Rosales, Rosaceae.